AUGGGAUCGAUUUGGUGGCGAUCCAUCCGACAACGUGUUUGGGGCCAUUGUUGUAGCCUGGACUGA
This is a messenger RNA of Linum tenue, 66 nucleotides long. The record is from the annotation of a GenBank genome assembly. NCBI's taxonomy places the organism in Eukaryota, Viridiplantae, Streptophyta, Magnoliopsida, Malpighiales, Linaceae.